UGUACAUAUGAAUCCCAAGAUUUGAGCUUCCACAGCCACCCACCCCACGCCAUCCCUUUUUCUGCUUUUGGUGCCGAUUUGGCAGCGAAGAUAGAUUACGAAGAUACCUGCGAGGGAAGCAUGGCGGAGUCCAGCGGUGGCGCACCGCCGGCGAAGGUCAUUUUCGGCAAGUACGAGCUGGGCCGUGUCCUGGGCCGAGGCGCCUCCGCCAAAGUCUACUACGCGCGCGACAUCGCCUCCGGCCGCAGCGUGGCCAUCAAGGUCUUCCCGAAACCCAGCCGGCCCUCCAGCUACGGUUCCGCCUCCUCCUCCUCCUCCUCUGACUCCUUCAUCCGCGAGAUCUCCGCCCUCCGCCUCCUCCGCCACCCGCACAUCGUCCGCCUCCAUGAGGUGCUCGCCUCCCGCUCCAGUGUGUACCUCGUCCUCGAGCUCGCCAAGGGCGGCGAGCUCAUCUCCCGCGUCCACGACCGGGGCCGCCUCCCGGACGACCUCACCCGCCGGCUGUUCCACCAGCUCCUCUCCGCCGUCGCCUACUCCCACUCCCGCGGCGUCUUCCACCGGGACCUCAAGCCCGAGAACCUACUCCUGGACGACGCUGGGGACCUCAAGGUCUCCGACUUCGGAUUCUCCGCCGUCUCUUCCUUCUCCGAAGAUUACCUCCUCCACACCCAAUGCGGGACGCCGGGGUACGUGGCCCCGGAGAUCCUCCUAUCGAGGAAAGGGACGACGGGGUACGACGGAGCCAAGGCGGACAUCUGGUCGUGCGGCGUCAUCCUCUUCGUGCUCAACGCCGGCUACCUCCCCUUCAACGACCGCAACCUCGUGUCGCUCUACCGCAAGAUCCACCGCGGCCACCACCGCUGCCCCCGCUGGACCCCGCCCGACCUCCGCCGCCUCAUCUCCCGCCUCCUCGACCCCAACCCCGCCACCCGCAUCUCCGUCGAAGGCAUCCUCCGCGACCCCUGGUUCGCCCGGGGCGUCGACCCCGAGCAGUUGGCGACCAUGAUGCGACCCCAGGGAAGCGACGCCGGCCUCGAUGACAAGCCCCACCGCCGCCGCGGCGGAGAGCUCAACGCCUUCGACCUCAUAUCCUUCGCAUCCGGGCUCGACCUCUCCGGCCUCUUCGUGGACGCGGCCUGGGACCGGCAGCGGUUCGCGUCGGUCGAGCCGGUGGACCGGAUCCUGGACCGGGUCGAGGAGGUGGGAAGGGAGGCAGGGUUGGUGGUGAGGAGGGAGGGCGAGAAGGGCUCGGCCGCAGUGAUCGAGGGACACAAGGGGGAGUUCGUCCUGACGUUACAAGUUCACCGGUUGACCGGCGGCACGGCGGUGAUAGAGGUGGAGGUGGGCAGUGGAGCGUACGGAAGCUUCUGGAACGAGAAGCUGAGGCCCAUGCUGAGUGGGCCACUUCACGUCGGCGGAUUGGGCUGAUGCUCUUAAUUAUAAUUUGCUAUAAACACAUAAGUAAUUCUUAAUAUAAAUAAUUCAUGGUCAAUUAAUAUAUUAAUAGAUACACAUAUUUAUAUUAAGCAAUAUAUUGUGUUUUCUCGACAAA
This is a messenger RNA of Musa acuminata AAA Group (dessert banana), 1552 nucleotides long. Its product is annotated as CBL-interacting serine/threonine-protein kinase 14-like. Lineage: Eukaryota; Viridiplantae; Streptophyta; Magnoliopsida; Zingiberales; Musaceae. Gene Ontology annotation, molecular function: ATP binding; protein serine/threonine kinase activity. The transcript has a single exon. Gene Ontology annotation, biological process: signal transduction; protein phosphorylation. Bases 121 to 1428 code for a protein of 435 amino acids. The record is from RefSeq and is a predicted model, not a curated record.